AUGGCUGCGAUGAUGUGGGGCAAGGAUUCGUCCCGAUGUCUACUCCUACUGGCCGCGGUGCUGAUGGUGGAGAGCUCACAGCUCGGCAGCUCGCGGGCCAAACUCAACUCCAUCAAGUCCUCUCUGGGCGGGGAGACGCCUGCCCAGGCCGCCAAUCGAUCAGCGGGCACAUACCAAGGACUGGCUUUCAGCGGCAGUAAGAAGGGCAAAAACCUGGGGCAGGUCUACCCCUGUAGCAGUGAUAAGGAGUGUGAAAUUGGGAGAUACUGCCACAGUCCCCACCAAGGAUCAUCGGCCUGCAUGGUGUGUCGAAGGAAAAAGAAGCGCUGCCAUAGAGACGGCAUGUGUUGUCCCGGUACCCGCUGCAAUAAUGGCAUCUGCAUCCCUGUCACUGAGAGCAUAUUAACCCCUCAUAUCCCAGCUCUGGAUGGCACUCGACACAGAGAUCGAAACCAUGGUCAUUACUCAAACCACGACUUGGGUUGGCAGAAUCUAGGAAGACCACACACUAAGAUGUCACAUGUAAAAGGGCACGAAGGAGACUCCUGCCUAAGAUCGUCAGACUGCAUUGAAGGGUUUUGCUGCGCUCGUCACUUCUGGACCAAAAUAUGCAAACCAGUGCUCCAUCAGGGGGAAGUCUGUACCAAACAGCGCAAGAAAGGUUCUCACGGGCUGGAAAUUUUCCAGCGGUGUGACUGCGCAAAGGGCCUGUCAUGUAAAGUAUGGAAAGAUGCCACCUACUCCUCCAAAGCCAGACUCCACGUGUGUCAGAAAAUAUGA
Suricata suricatta (meerkat) is the source of this 780-nucleotide messenger RNA. It is a transcript of the gene DKK2, whose product is annotated as dickkopf WNT signaling pathway inhibitor 2. NCBI's taxonomy places the organism in Eukaryota, Metazoa, Chordata, Mammalia, Carnivora, Herpestidae. Gene Ontology annotation, cellular component: extracellular region. The coding region runs from base 1 to 780 and encodes 259 amino acids. Gene Ontology annotation, molecular function: co-receptor binding; receptor antagonist activity. The record is from RefSeq and is a predicted model, not a curated record. Gene Ontology annotation, biological process: negative regulation of canonical Wnt signaling pathway; multicellular organism development. The transcript has 4 exons.